Molecule: messenger RNA, 639 nt
Organism: Colletotrichum navitas
Lineage: Eukaryota; Fungi; Ascomycota; Sordariomycetes; Glomerellales; Glomerellaceae
Exons: 1
Coding region: 1-639 (212 amino acids)
Source: RefSeq, a predicted model, not a curated record
AUGAUCUACCGAGCCAUCACUUGCGAAACCUCGCCAGCCUUCACAGCGGCACGAAGCGCGCAGGGUUUUCUCUCCGUCGCGUUGUGCAGCCUCGUCAAGGACGGCAGCAUCGACGAGCUUUUCCGCCUGCACGUCUGGCUGCCGGAUGGCAAGCGCGGCAACCCCGACUUCAAACUGCACUCGCAUCAGCCUUUUGCGCAGAGCUGGAUCCUCGCAGGCGAGGGCGAAGAUCAUACCUGGGAGGUUGAGCCAGUUGAGGACCCCACAGAAGCUACGCAUGCCGGUUACGUCCUUGCGUGGGACGACGGAAAGGGGCAAAACAGCACGUACAAGACCCAUCAGUCGUCCUCGACUGUCAGGAAUACGGGGAGUCUCUUCAAAGCGAUGGAGACCCAGUCGGAGGUUCAUCGUCGGGACUCAACGUACACGGUUCCUGCUGCUGCUUUUCACACCUCCGAGGUUGCAGCAGACGCCCUUCAUGCCACGCUCUUCUUUUUCGACUCACAUCGCGGCUUUAUCAAAGACGCCGGUGUUCUCGGGCCUAAACACGGAGAUGCCUUCACACAACUGCGAGAUCCCGCGGGUAUCUCGCCUCGGGAGCUGGUAGAGGCAGUAGAAACUGCUCGGUUACGAGUAUAG